AUGCCAGCUCCACCAGAGCCCAUUGGAAAGCUUCAAAAGUCUCUCAAGCAAAGGCCAUGGAUACUUCAUGACCAACUCAUCAACAAAAAGCCAGAUAGAACACAUCAAACUACAAAUAUAUCUUUCGAAAAUACCCUUCCAAAAGGAGUGAUUCGUGGGUGUUCAAUGUGCAACAAUUGCCAAAAGGUUACUUCAAGUUGGCGUCAAGAAGAGUCAUGCAGACCUGUAUUAGAAUAUGCUCCAGCAUUUCACCCCACCGAAGUGGAAUUUAAAGAUGUUCUUCAAUAUAUUGCCAAAAUACGCCCGAAAGCUGAGGAAUACGGAAUUUGCAGGAUUAUUCCUCCUGAUUCAUGGAAACCACCAUCUCUUUUAAAUGGAAAUAAAUGGGAAUCAUCUAGAUUCUCUACCCAUAUUCAACAGAUUGAUGAACUUAAAGAUCUGCAUUCAAAGAGAAAACUUCAUGAAAUGAUUGAGCAAGCAGAAGGAAAAAAUGGAUCUGAUGGUUUUGAAUUUGAAUCUGGUCCUGAAUUCACACUGAGGGCAUUUAAGGCAUAUGCAGCACAUUUCAAAGGUCAAUAUUUUAAAAAGAAAGACAUUUUUACCGAUUAUAGGAAUCGACCUUGGGAAAAUGUUGAAGGGGAAUAUUGGCGAAUUAUUCAGAACCCAACUGAGCAAAUUCAGGUACUGUCCGGUCAUAAUCUGGACACAAAAGUAAUUGGCAGCGGGUUCCCUUUACCAUCAUCACUUGACACUCAUGAGGAUCAAAAUCAAAGCGAAUACACUAAAUCACCCUGGAACUUAAAUAAUACCUCAAAGCUGCCUGGAUCUCUUCUUGCUUUUGAUUAUGACAAUUCUGCCCUUUCAACCCCACGCCUGGAUGUCGGAAUGUGCUUUUCCUCCCUUUGUUGGAAAGUUGAAGAGCACAACUUGUAUACUAUCAGUUACAUGCACCAAGGUGCCUCAAGAAACUGGUAUGGCAUUCCCGGUAAAUAUCGCCAAAAUUUUGAAUCAUUACUAAAGAAAACCUUCCCGGAGUUAUCAGGAAAACCCGAAUUGUUCCAUAAGCUAGUCACUCAGCUUUCACCCUCUACCUUAAAAUCAGAGGGUAUACCCGUCUACCGCGGUGUACAGCAUCCAAAACAGUUUGUCAUCAUCUUUCCAGGUGCAUUCUAUUCGGGAUUUGAUACGGGAUUCAGUGUUUCCGAGAAAGUCAACCUUGCACCCGUUGACUGGUUGCCAUAUGGACAGCUGUCAGUUGAAAUUUACAGUGAGUUGCAUAGAAAAACAUCAAUCUCGUAUGAUAAAAUGUUAAUCGAGGGGGCCCGCAAUGCCAUCAAAACACGGAUGACAGGUGCAUUUGGAAAGGAUGGUUGGUUUACAAGAGCUCUUAAGUCGCGGGUCAAGCACGAAAGCUUCAAGAGGGAGUUGUUAUGCAAUGCAUCACAGUCACGUACGAUGGAAGAAGGUUUUAGUUGUUUGGUGAAACAGGAAUGCAUCGUGUGCUUUAGUGACUUGUACCUUUCAGCUACUGGUUGUACAUGCUCGCCUGAGAAGUACUCUUGUCUUGAACAUUCAAAGCAGCUGUGUACAUGUCCAUGGAGUUCAAGGUUGUUUCUUUUUCGCAAUGACAUCCGCGACUUGAAUAGAAUAAUAGAGGCUUUAGAAGGAAAGUGAACAUCUAUCUGACUAUGAUUUUAAGGUGUUAAAUUAUUAUUAAAUCGCAUAAAAUAUUGUAUCCUUACCUUGCAUGC
Molecule: messenger RNA, 1751 nt
Organism: Lactuca virosa
Lineage: Eukaryota; Viridiplantae; Streptophyta; Magnoliopsida; Asterales; Asteraceae
Source: the annotation of a GenBank genome assembly